AGCAGUGAUUUACCCCAGCCAGGCCAGCGGGAGGAAGGAGGCGGAGAGAGAAGAACCGGCAGGCUCCGGCCUGGAUGUAAGAGCGGCGAUGGGCUGGCACCUCGGGACCGCGGUGGCGCUGGUCACCCUUCUGGUGUUGGUGGAAGUUAACAGUGAAUUUCGAAUCCAGGUCAGAGAUCCCAGCGCUAAGAAUGGCACCAUCAGGUGGCACUCCAUCAAGAGGCACAAGCGCGAGUGGAUCAAGUUCGCUGCGGCCUGCCGUGAAGGUGAAGACAACUCCAAGAGGAACCCCAUCGCCAAAAUUCAUUCAGAUUGUGCUGCAAACCAGCAAGUUACAUAUCGCAUCUCUGGAGUAGGAAUUGAUCAACCACCGUAUGGAGUCUUCAUUAUCAAUCAGAAAACUGGUGAAAUUAACAUCACAUCCAUAGUUGACCGAGAAGUCACCCCGUUUUUCAUUAUCUACUGCCGGGCUCUGAACUCACAGGGCCAGGAUUUAGAGAGGCCCCUGGAGCUCCGAGUGCGGGUACUGGAUAUAAACGACAACCCUCCAGUAUUUUCUAUGUCUAGUUUCCUAGGACAAAUAGAAGAAAAUUCUAAUGCAAAUACACUGGUGAUGAGACUCAAUGCGACCGAUGCAGACGAGCCCAAUAACCUGAACUCCAAAAUUGCCUUUAAGAUCAUCAGCCAGGAACCGUCUGACUCACCCAUGUUCAUCAUCAACAGAUACACUGGAGAAAUCCGGACAAUGAACAACUUUCUGGACAGAGAGCAAUACAGCCAAUAUUCCCUUGCUGUAAGAGGCUCAGACCGAGACGGCGGGGCGGACGGCAUGUCCGCAGAGUGUGAGUGCAGCAUCAAAAUCCUCGAUGUCAACGACAACAUCCCAUACCUGCAGCAGUCCUCGUAUGAACUAAAUAUCGAAGAAAACUCUCUGAACUCCAAUUUGCUCCAAAUCAGAGUCAUUGACUUGGAUGAGGAGUUUUCAGCUAACUGGAUGGCUGUCAUUUUCUUCAUCUCUGGAAACGAGGGGAAUUGGUUUGACAUAGAAAUGAACGAAAGAACAAACGUGGGGACUCUGAAGAUUGUUAAGGCCUUGGAUUAUGAAGCCAUGCAGAACCUGCAACUCAGUAUCGGUGUUAGAAAUAAAGCUGAAUUUCAUCAAUCAAUUAUGUCUCAAUAUAAGCUCACAGCAACAGCAAUCUCCGUGACUGUGUUAAAUGUAAUUGAAGGCUCAGUGUUCCGUCCAGGUUCAAAGACAUUCGUAGUAAAUAGUAAAAUGGGUCAGAAUUAUAAACUGGGAGAUUUCAUAGCUACUGACCUGGACACUAACGGACCUUCAACAAAAGUUAGAUACGUCAUGGGAAAUAAUCCAGCUGACCUGCUCUCUGUUGACUCAAAAACGGGCAUUAUUACUUUGAGAAAUCAAGUUACCAGAGAACAAUAUAAUAUGCUUAAUGGAAAAUACCAAGGAACAAUUCUAUCUAUAGAUGAUGAUCUUCAAAGAACUUGUACUGGUACAAUUAAUAUUGAUCUUGAAGAUUCUGACUGGCCAACUUCUGAAACCACUCCAAAAUAUAUCACUGACAAUGGGGCUGGCCCGGGUCCUGAGGUUACCACCGGUGAAUUCGGCACUGGUCCUGGUGACGUCAACACCGAAGACAUCAAUGGAGGCGGCGGCGGCGGCGGCGGCGGAGGCGGUGGAACAGAUGAGUAUAACAAAGAACCACUGGGCGUGCCCAUGUUUCCAGACAACGUGCAUUUUGGUCCUGCCGGCAUUGGACUGCUCAUCAUGGGAUUCCUGGUCCUAGGAUUGGUCCCAUUCUUGUUGAUCUGCUGUGACUGUGGAGGCGCCCCUGGGGGAGGAGCCGGCUUCGAGCCUGUUCCUGAAUGUUCAGAAGGGGCGAUCCAUCCGUGGGCCGUGGAAGGACCAGGGCCUGAGACUGGGAUCAUCACCACCAUCCCUGUGCCACAGAUGGUGCCCGGAGGCAUCCCAUGCAUUGACACUUCAGGGGUUUAUACAAAUGAGUAUGGUGGCAGAGAAAUGCAAGAGAUGGAAGGAGAAGAAAGGAUAACAGGAUUUGAACUAGCGGAUGGAGUUAAAUCAUCAGGAGGACCUGAGAUCUGUCAGGAAUAUUCUGGAACAUUAAGAAGAAAUUCUAUGAGGGAAUGUAGAGAAGGUCUGAACAUGGACUUUAUGGAAAGCUACUUCUGCCAGAAAGCAUAUGCGUAUGCCGAUGAAGACGAAGGACGCCCGUCCAAUGACUGUCUGCUCAUAUAUGACAUUGAAGGGGUGGGCUCCCCCGCUGGCUCUGUGGGCUGCUGUAGCUUCAUUGGAGAAGACUUCGAUGACAGUUGCUUGGACACAUUGGGGCCUAAGUUUAAGAAGCUGGCAGAUAUCAGCCUGGGGAAGAAUGUCGAAUCAUAUCCAGAUUUUGAUCUCCCUUGGCCUGAGAGCACUGAACCCAUUUACCCUCAGCAGGCAACAGAGCCCAUGGUUAGUGGCCACCCACCCAUCUCCCCACACUAUGGCACCACUACGGUCAUUUCUGAGAGUGCCUACCCCUCUGGGCCUGGUGUUCAGCAUCCCAUGUCUAUCCCUGACCCUCUGGGCUAUGGUAAUGUCACCGUGACUGAGUCUUAUACCACCUCCGGCACUCUGAAGCCCUCUGUCCACAUCCAUGAUAACCGGCAUGCCUCUAACGUGGUGGUGACAGAGAGGGUGGUCGGCCCAAUCUCUGGUGCCGAUUUGCAUGGAAUGCUAGAGAUGCCUGACUUAAGAGAGGGGUCAAACGUCAUAGUGACAGAAAGGGUAAUAGCACCAGGUUCAAGUCUACCCACCACGUUCACCAUCCCUGAUCCCAGAGAGUCUUCCAACGUGGUAGUGACAGAAAGGGUAAUAGCACCAGGUUCAAGUCUACCCACCACGUUGACCAUCCCUGAUCCCAGAGAGUCUUCCAAUGUGGUAGUGACAGAGAGGGUAAUCCGACCAACUUCUGGCAUGAUGGGCAGCUUCGGUCUGCACCCCGAGCUCUCCAAUGCCCACAAUGUAAUUGUGACCGAGAGGGUGGUUUCUGGCUCUGGCGCAACCGGAUUUAGUGGCCCAGCGGGGAUGAUUGGUGGCAGUGGCACAGUCGGCAGUGGCCUGGUUGGCAGUGAAGCUGGAAUGGGUGGUGGUGGCAUCGGGCUGAGCAGCCUGGGAGGAGGCGGGGGCCUGAGUAGCAGCAUGGCGGGGACGGCCACCAUCGGCCACAUGCGGAGCUCCUCUGACCAUCACUUUAGCCAGACCCUCGGAUCCACUUCCCCGAGCACAGCCCGAAGUCGAAUCACCAAGUACAGUACCGUGCAGUAUACUAAGUAGCCAAGGUCCCAGCACACUCCUUCUCAGGGAUUGACAGUUAGCUCCGAUUCCCACCACCAGAAAGCUGACAAGGGCAUCUGUGAUGCACAGCCAGGGGCUAAGGACAGUGUGGGCCAAAGUUUCCUCCAACCACCGGGAGGAAAAGAGAUGGACGCGGGUGGUUGGGCAAGAACUCUCCUUAGCAUGGGUACACGCUUUUCUUCUGUUAGUCCCAGAGGAAUCAGGGACAGCACUUUCUCUGCUCCUGUGUGGCCUGCAGUGCCUCUCCAGCAUGUGGGGGAAAUCCCACUCAGCCAGGUAGAAGCACUGGCCUUCACAUGCAGUUGGCGAACAUCUCUUGGUGUUUUUUGACUUGCUAUGUACUUCCUGCAACAUUUAAAAAGAACUGAACAUGCAAUGUGUGUUCACGUAUGUGGGAAGAGUUUGAAAGUUGUGCCAAAUACCCUGUCAAUUUCACAGAUAAUAUAAAUAAAAAUCCAACCACAUAUUCAGACCACGGUCAGCCAUUAAAGAAAAAUGAAUCUGGCAACCUAGCCAAGUCCACAAGCCACCAAGGGCUCCGACCUUAAUAGCUGCACCAGGUCCAGCAAACCGCCGAUCAGGGCAUGUUUCCUGGGAGGGAAUUCCAUAAGAGAGUGGCAACAGCGCGGGAUCCAUUUGGGGCCAACUGACCCAUCUGGUCUGAGUCUGAAUCUGGAGAUGGGGCUGCACCUAGAAUUCUUACGCCAAGGCUUUUCUGCUUGUAGUCUGUGUUUAGUGUAGACGCCAUAGUGACGCGUAUCACCUCCGGGUGAGUGUGCAGGGUUUCACACUCAGGCCUCCCCUUCCUGCUGCACCUCCGACUUCACUCGGGAAACUGCCCCGUGUGCUUCCCAGGCUGAAGCAGGUAACACGUGCCACGGGUGUCCUCUCUAGUGGCAGGUCACCUUCCCGGGAAGCAGACAGGAACUGCGCUGUAUUUUCAGAUUGUGUGUUCAGUUAAGUGUUAUUCAUUUAUAGUCAGCUCUCUACUAUACAGCUCCUCUGAGCUGCAUGAUUAAGCUUUGGGGGAAUUUUUUAAAGGUCUUCCUUAAAAAGUGUUUAGAACAUGUAAAAUGUUUACUGGGGAAAGUUAGAAUUGUUCAGUCAAGUAAUGCUGUACUGUUAGUUUGAAUUGAAUUUACUACUUUUUUGAACGACCCUCUGCUGCUAUUUUGAAGGGAUCAACUAGGAACUUUUAACAGAGUUGAUGAUAUUGUGUUAACACAAACGAAAUUGUACUAGGCAAUCGCAUUUCAUUACUCUAUCCCACUGCCAACUGAAUUUUCGCACUAGUGUAAACUUCACAUUUCUGAUUUGAUUCGUCAAUAUGUUCUUGGUUUAUAGAUGCUCCAAUUUAUAGAUUCCAAAUUAUAUCCUAUGGCAUAUUUUUCUAGCUUCAAAUUUUAAUAAUGUACAUUUCUGUGUGUUUGCUAUACAGUAUUAUCUGGUUAAAAGUCUGUAAAUAGAAUCAAAGCAUUGUUAGUCAGGAGUAAAUUUACCAUUGCAUGGUAAAGGAACUUUCUUCUCUUUUCUAAAUCCAGUGUCAAUAUGAGUUAAUUAAAGUAAAACUGGAUAUGACAACAUCUUAUAAGGAUUAUUACUCCCAAUUACUCAGGUUUCCCAAGGUGUUACAGAUCAAAGAAUACUUAACUUCCCACACUUCUCAAAGGGGGUUGGGGAAUUAACUAUUUUACCUAUAGCUGUUUUGCUCUAUGUUCUAGCAGAUAAUGUCAAUAUUUUCAAAGCCACAAUAUAUGUUUUAUUUGAACUCUGUUGACUGUAAAAUUGUGAUGUUCUGUAGCAUGCCAAACGCAGAGGUGUAAAUAAAGUCAUUCACAGCGAGUCUUUAUUUCAUUUUUUCCUGCAUUUGGGGGUUCUAUUAAUGAUGGGUAGUUUUUCCAGAAAUAAAGUCAAAGGGCAUUUAUUCAAAUAUGCUUGAGUAUACCUGGACCCAGGAGUUUGAAGAAAACAUAAUUAUUAAUCAAUUAUUAGUUAAUAAAUUAAAGGGAGUGAUCACAAGUAGUUGACUUGUUCCUUUGAUAGGACAUAUCAUUAAAAAAGUGUUUUCUUGAGACUCCUGGUAUCUUCAAGUAUGUUUUUCAGGUUGUCUAACAAAUGCCAUAGUGACCAUCUUUAAUAACUAUUGAUAUUAAGAUCCAUCAGUUACAUAAAACCAUGGGAAAUACAAGAAAAAAAAAUAGCAGUAUUAUUCACCAAUCUUUCAAUGUUUCAAAUUGGAUUGUUUUUAUUUUGGGGGGUUCUUUUUUAGGAUUACACAUUGAUAUUCUUUUUAUUCCUAAAUGUUUUAAAUUGCCUUUUAAGACCUCUCCCAUUCUAACAGUCCUUUGAAGGCAUGUUUUUUUUCAGUGAGCUGCCUUUUGGGGAGAAUUCUAGACUUCCCUUUAGGUGCUUUCUUCUGAGUCAUAGACUUAGGUCAUCCCAUAGACCUAAGUAGACUUUACUAUAUAAGGGAAUAAUCAUCAUUCAAAUCCACAUCGCAAGCUGGAGCUCAGAUCAAUUUGUCUUAACAAAAGAGAAGAAAUAAUGACUUAAAUGUUAUAUAUAUAUAUAUAGUUCAAAACAGCGUUUAAAGUUUACAAAGUACCUGACUUCUAAAGAGGCAAUCCUUGAGAACAAAAAUUAGUGCAUUAUAAAUAUUUAUUUAAUUAUUUAAUAUCAACCAAAAUACCAUCCUGAGCUAUUUUACAUUGAAUUCCAGAUAUAUCUGCUACGCAUCAUUAACCUCUAUUUCAGUUGCUUGAUCUAACUGUGUUUGCCUUGAAACAUUUAUA
Molecule: messenger RNA, 6171 nt
Organism: Pipistrellus kuhlii (Kuhl's pipistrelle)
Lineage: Eukaryota; Metazoa; Chordata; Mammalia; Chiroptera; Vespertilionidae
Gene: DSG1
Product: desmoglein 1
Exons: 15
Coding region: 89-3358 (1089 amino acids)
Biological process (GO): homophilic cell-cell adhesion
Cellular component (GO): desmosome; plasma membrane
Molecular function (GO): gamma-catenin binding; calcium ion binding
Source: RefSeq, a predicted model, not a curated record